Messenger RNA from Parnassius apollo (apollo), 1209 nucleotides. NCBI's taxonomy places the organism in Eukaryota, Metazoa, Arthropoda, Insecta, Lepidoptera, Papilionidae. The record is from the annotation of a GenBank genome assembly.
AUGUCCUUACAAAGCACACAUUUUUUAAAUUUGGAGAAAUCUCUCAAUGAUUUUCCGGAGGAUCUUAGAAAAGCCUUAUCAAAAAUAAUUACAAAGGAGGGUUAUGUCUGUUGCAACGUAACGAAAAGAGCGCUCUCAACAAAAGGCGGAAACUUUUUGGGUAUUUUACAUGCAGUGGAUAUUAAAGGUACAACUAAUGAAGGUGAAAAGGAAAUUAACAUCUUUGUGAAACAAGCAAAUAUUAUGAAUAAAAUUAAUGCAAUUUCAAUCGCCGAUAUUUAUUCAAAUGAGGUUUACGUUUACAGUGAGCUAGCAAAGGUUUUUACUUAUUUACAAAAUGAGGCAAGUAUUCCAGAUAAUGAACGCUUUAAAAUGGCAAACAGUUAUAAUGAAAGUAACGAUAAAGCUAUUAUAUUAGAAAAUUUAGUUACAAAAGGUUACAAAUCAUUUAAUAGACUGGAGGUCAUGUCUUUAAAAUUUGCAGAACUGUCGGUAGAACAGCUCGCCAAGUUCCAUGGAUUGUCUUUCGUCAUGCAAAGGAAAAGGCCCGAUUUUUAUGAAAAGAGGAUUAAGAAUAAAAAGUGGCCAGUGAAAUUUGACUCCGACUGGAACGUCUUUAUUACGAACAUCUGUAACAAAGCCAUCGAAGUUCUAGACAGUAAAGUACAAGGAAAAGUUAAAAAGUUGCUACCGACAUUUGGCGAGACUUAUCGUAGAUAUCUCAACGACAACGCACCUGUAUGGGUGUUGUGUCAUGGAGAUGUUAAAGUAAACAAUAUUAUGAUGAAAGAAAUAAACAGCGAAAUAACGGAAGUGAUGCUUUUGGACUAUCAGUUCAUUUACCACGGCUGCCCAAUUAACGACUUCAUAUAUUUCAUAUUUAGUAGCACAGAUCAAAAAUUAAGGAGAGAACACUUGGGACACUUGAAGUGUUUGUACUAUGAAUCUUUGAAAAACUUUCUAGAAUAUUUUAACAUGGACGUGGAGUUGAUUUUCCCUCGCAAACUAUUUGAACAGAUUUAUGAAGAUCGACUUGACUAUGGAUUACUAAUAGGUCUAUACUUAUCUUACUUUAUGUUUGUUCCCGAGGAUGAGCUACCCGAUACUGAAAAUAUCGCGAUGGCAGAUGUGGUCUUCAAUCCUAGCGAUAAAUGUAAGAAGUGGGUGCGUGAAUUGAUCGAUGAUUUCAUACUAUGGGGAUAUUUGUAA